This is a messenger RNA of Schistocerca piceifrons (Central American locust), 384 nucleotides long. RefSeq names its product extensin-like. The transcript is spliced from 2 exons. NCBI's taxonomy places the organism in Eukaryota, Metazoa, Arthropoda, Insecta, Orthoptera, Acrididae. The record is from RefSeq and is a predicted model, not a curated record. The coding region runs from base 1 to 384 and encodes 127 amino acids.
AUGUGGGCAUACGGCCUGCUGCUGAGGAAGCAUUCCACGCCCCCGGCGGGGAAACCGACGCCCCCGGCGGGGAAACCGACGCCCCCGGCGGGGAAACCGACGCCCCCGGCGGGGAAACCGACGCCCCCGGCGGGGAAACCGACGCCCCCGGCGGGGAAACCGACGCCCCCGGCGGGGAAACCGACGCCCCCGGCGGGGAAACCGACGCCCCCGGCGGGGAAACCGACGCCCCCGGCGGGGAAACCGACGCCCCCGGCGGGGAAACCGACGCCCCCGGCGGGGAAACCGACGCCCCCGGCGGGGAAACCGACGCCCCCGGCGGGGAAACCGACGCCCCCGGUGUGUGCCUCAUGGUUGACACUGCCAUCUCCUCCAUGGGGAUGA